AUGCCUAAAAAAGUUACUUAUUAUAAAAGCCUAAAAGUAAGUUAUAUUAAGUUUAAAAGUAUUUAUAACUUAAAAAGCAGUUUCUUAAUUAAAAUAUAUUAUAGCCUUAUAAUUAAAAAAAUUUCUUUAAAUACUAUUAUAAAGCAUAUUAUAUUAGUUUAA
This is a messenger RNA of Trichoderma reesei QM6a, 162 nucleotides long. RefSeq lists its product as uncharacterized. The record is from RefSeq and is a predicted model, not a curated record. Bases 1 to 162 code for a protein of 53 amino acids. The transcript is spliced from 15 exons. NCBI's taxonomy places the organism in Eukaryota, Fungi, Ascomycota, Sordariomycetes, Hypocreales, Hypocreaceae.